AUGGCUGCAGCCAGCCAGCCAUCACAAGCACAUCGGCUGUCGGCGUUCGAGGAGCUGAUCGCCAGCGUGCCCGCGGUGCUGGAGGCGCUGCCGGACGAGUCCCGGCGUGCGGUGGCGGCGACGUCGUGGGCGGCGCUGCUGUCGACCCUCGAACACACACCGUUCGUGCUCAACGUGUUCGAUGACAUCCGCGAGAAAGGCGAGCCCGCGGUGCUGCUUGGGCUGGCUAAGCGGAUGAAGCGACGCAGCGCGGCGGUACCGGGCAGCGUGCGACUGGGACAUCCGUACGGCUUCGAGCGCCCGCACGCGACAUUCGCCGCUGAUGACGCUGCCGCGCUCGUCACGGUAGGAGAGCGACUCGCAACGUGGUCGACGGCGUACUUCGUCAUCGAUCUCGAGAAGUUCGGAGAGAAGGCGGAGGCGGCUGGAGUUCCGCUGCGGAUGCGGACGUUUUCUGGCACGCUCGACAACGAGGCCAAAAGCAGGCCCCCGUUGGGACAGUCGUUGUACAGGCCAGCGACCGAGACGAUGCUUCGGCUGCUCGCGCACCCGCGAACGCAACAGGAUCUGCGCGCGCUGCGCCUGUACCAUUUCGGUCUCAACCAAACGGCCGGGGACCUGGCGCAGCACCUUGCCAAGGUCAGCAACUUGGAGCGGUUGGAAAUCACGAGGUCUUUCCACAUGAAGGGCGUCGGCGAAAUCUGUCCGGCCCUGCAGGGUCUACGGAGGCUCCGCAAGGUCGAGCUGAGCGUCAACACUGCCUGGUGCCCCGUGUUCGGACCUAAGUCGGAAUUUGUUGCAGCAAUGAAGCUGCUGCGCGUCAACGCAAGCAUCGAGGACUUCCACCUGGGCGGCUUUGGUGGCUUGUCCAAGGAUGAGGCUGUGGCGAUCGAGGAGAUGCUGCGGACCAACACGACGCUGCGGAGGCUGGGGCUUUGUUGGAACAGCUCAUCCCGGCCUCCGUGGUCUCCGAAGGCCUGCGAAGUCGGCGAGGCCAUCGGAGCGGGACUGAGGUCGAAUGAGACGCUGGCGUAUCUCAGUCUCAGCGGCGGCGACUUCUUCGUGAGCGACGGCGGCGUGGCGUUCGCUCAAGGCCUGGCGAAGAACAGGACGCUGCAGGAGCUGCGCCUGUCUGACACGAUGCUUGACGCCGAAGGGCUGGCUUCGCUGGGGCCGGCGGUGGCGCAGAGCGACGCGCUAUCACUCAUCCACCUGCGCGGAGAGCCGGGAGCAGGACGGGGCGUGAACGCGUUCGCACAGGCGCUCAAGGAGAGGUCGUCCGUCACGUCGCUCACGCUCAUCGGCUGUUGCGUGUGCGAGGACGGGGUGAGCGGGCUCGCGGAGGCGAUCGGGAAGGACGGGGCGCUGGGCAAGACACUGCGAGAGCUGGAUCUUAGCAGCAAUGAUGAUGUUGCGGCCGAGGAGGCCGUGGAGCUAGGGGAGGCACUACGGAGCAACGAGACGCUGCGCACGCUGUGCCUGGAUCACUGCUCGAUCAAGGACGCGGGCGCGGCGGCGAUUGCGUCGGCGCUCGCGCACGGCUGCAAGGUCGAGAGGCUGCACAUGCGGAACUGCGGUGUACGCGAUAGCGGAGCAGAGGCGCUGGCGGAGGCCCUGCGGACGAACACGACGCUGCGCACACUGAGCCUCGAUCGCAACGAUAUCACGCGUGUCGGGGGCGGGGCGUUGGCUGAGGCGCUGGGCGCGGGCUCGGCGCUCGAGGAACUGCGCUUGACGUAUAUGCCUUCCCGCGACCGACCGUCGGAUUGCAUGAAUGAUGGCGUGGCGCGGGCGUUUGUACGUGCGAAGAAGCGCGGAGCGCGGCUGCGCGUGAUCGAGGACGAACGGAAGCUACACGCCCGAAAGAGCACACUGACGGCGCUCCAGACGCUCGGUUGCACUGUUGUCUCCAGGUGA
Molecule: messenger RNA, 1917 nt
Organism: Pedinophyceae sp. YPF-701
Lineage: Eukaryota; Viridiplantae; Chlorophyta; Pedinophyceae
Source: the annotation of a GenBank genome assembly